AUGGAUUGGAGUAUGAUAGGGGCCCGUAGCUAUGGAUUGGAGUAUGAUAGGGGCUGCACAAACAGGAACAUUAAUGUCUUGUAUGAGCUAAUUCAGAAAGAUCCAUAUGUUUUGGAGCGUAUUGAUCAUGUUUUUUUUCUUGACACUCCAUUGCAUGUAGCAGCCAGUGCUGGGCAUUUUGAUGAAGGCCUUGUUCGUGUUAAAGGAAGGGGAGGCUUGACCCCUCUGCAUCAUGUGGCUCAAACAGGAGAUGUUGAUCUUUUGAUCAAGUUCCUUGAGGUUUGCCCCGAGGCUGUUGAAGAUGUGACUGUUCGAGACGAGACGGGAUCCAUCGCUCUAGAUAUCCAACCAGACUGUCCAUUGGAUGAAAGGCAAGUGGAUAAUUAUAAGGGCUCGGUUAAAGAUUUGAUAACAAAAGCAGGAGGUUUGAGUGGUUCCGAGCUUCCUAAUAAGUCCAUCUCUUCAAUCCACAUCAAAUUAUGGCCGAAGUUGUCAUGUUUUCAAAAAUUUGCAACAAUGGCAGGUCGAGGAAGAAAGGGUAUCCCGCUUGAGAUGCGUAAUACAUUUCUAGUAAUGAUAGUGCUAAUUAUAACAGCCACUUAUGCUGUCUCUUUAAGCCCUCUAGAGAAAGCUGAUAACAGUUCAUCCAUGAAAUACCAUAUCAAGUAUUACGUAUCUUUAAAAUCAGCCGACAGCACUACACCCCAACCAGGUCCUCCUCUACUACCGGCCGAUUAUCAGAUUAAUUUUUCAGAUAUAAUAGAUGUAUCAUCCAUGUUUUGGUUAUACAACACAUUAAACUUUUGGGCAGCAAUCGGGUUAACAACAUAUCUCCUAUUGUCAAGAUCAUACGAGUAA
Molecule: messenger RNA, 858 nt
Organism: Gossypium arboreum
Lineage: Eukaryota; Viridiplantae; Streptophyta; Magnoliopsida; Malvales; Malvaceae
Exons: 3
Coding region: 1-858 (285 amino acids)
Source: RefSeq, a predicted model, not a curated record